This is a messenger RNA of Colletotrichum spaethianum, 1323 nucleotides long. RefSeq names its product molybdate-anion transporter. The record is from RefSeq and is a predicted model, not a curated record. Gene Ontology annotation, cellular component: membrane. Bases 1 to 1323 code for a protein of 440 amino acids. The transcript has 3 exons. Gene Ontology annotation, molecular function: molybdate ion transmembrane transporter activity. Gene Ontology annotation, biological process: molybdate ion transport. NCBI's taxonomy places the organism in Eukaryota, Fungi, Ascomycota, Sordariomycetes, Glomerellales, Glomerellaceae.
AUGCUGGACAUUUACCAGCUCAACCUGGCAGGCCUGCUCCUCGCUUGCGGCACGCUCUUCGCCUCGGGGAGCCAGGAGAAGCAAAAGGUUGCCAAAAAAGAUGUAAAGAAGGACACAAAGCCGAAGCCGAAGCAGCAAGGCUCUCAAUGGGCAUUCUACGUCGUCUAUGCUCUCGUCAUGGGCUCAGACUGGCUGCAGGGCCCGUUUCUCUACUCACUCUACAAGAACGAGCACCAAAUCCCGUCAGACCUUGUCCCGACCCUCUUCACAGCUGGCUUCGUCUCGGGUGCCGUGGCCGGUUACUUCAUCGGCUCUCUUGCCGACCGGCACGGCCGCAGGGCGAGCUGCCUCUUCUUCUGCGCCGCUUACGCCCUCUCCUGCGUUCUUACCACGAUCCCCAGUGUUCCGUUGCUCUUCCUCGGCCGCGUCCUGGGCGGCCUGGGCACGAGUCUGCUCUUCAGCGUAUUCGAGAGCUGGAUGGUGACGGACUUUCAUGCCCGCCGUCUGGGUGAUCAGGGUCUGGACCUGUCCCGCACGUUCGGCAUGAUGAGUACCGUCAACAGCGUCGUGGCCAUCGUGAGUGGUGUCGUGAGCGAGUGGCUCGUCUCCGUGACAGGGACGCGCAAGGCACCCUUUCUAGCUAGUGUGGGGCUGUUGGUCCUCGCUGCUGGGGUCAUUGCCAGCCAAUGGGAUGAGAACUACGGCUCAACAGGCCAGGCAUCAUCAUCAGAAGCAUCAAAGGGCAAAAAAACGAGCCUCUGGUCCACGAUGACCGACAAACGCGUUCUCGCAAUCGGCCUCGCCUCGACUAUGUUCGAAGGGUCUAUGUACCUCUUUGUAGUCCUAUGGUCCCCCGUUCUCGUGUCUGCCUCCUCUUCCCCUGAGACCCUUCCUUACGGUAUCAUUUUCGCAUCCUUCAUGGCCUCAACCCUUCUCGCUUCUCUCCUUUACCCGCGUCUCCUCGCUCUCGUUUCUACGCCGUCUCGGCUACUGCUCUCGGUCCUUCUCGCCGCCAACGGCGUCUUUUUCGCUCUUGGUACCGGUGCACCGCGCGCGGAGCAGGUUACUUUUUGGCUGUUUUGCCUGUUCGAGGCCUGCGUUGGUCUGUACUUCCCCUCGAUGGGGUACCUCAAGGGAAAGGUCGUCGACGAUGGCGUCAGGGCGCAGGUGUACGGCGUACUGAGGAUACCGCUCAACAUCUUUGUGGUCGUAAGCUUGAUGUUUAGCAGCGACGGACAGGCGGGUAAGGUGUUUCUCGUUUGUGGCAUGUUGCUUCAGGCGAGCUGCGGUGCUCUAUGGCUCAUGGGCGGACAGGAUGCGUAG